UAGUGGUGAUUCUCUACCUAUAUCAUGUAUACAGGAUGGAUUACCUACAGCCAUCUACAAAUAAGGACAAAAUUCAUGGAACGUACAGUUUCGUUAACGAUAAAAUGAAAAAGAUAUCAAGGUCGUCUAAAAAUGCAGAAAACGUAGAGGGAAACGGAGAUAAUCGCGUAAUAACUGCAGCAAUGAGAGUUUCUAAAGGAGGACAGAGGACACUGCUUGUGACCUUGGUAAAUGAUGCCUUCCUGCCAUUUGCAUUUAGCUGGCUGUGUAACACACAGAGUAUGGGGGUACACAAUCAGGUCCUUCUUAUCACUGGAGAUAAUGAAAGUGCAAAGAAAAUCCAGGAAAAGUGGCCUGAGGUCACGGCAGUUCAACUGGAAGGGGUUCACUCCGGCCACCAGGAAUACAGUCACGUGGGCUACGUUGAACUGAUGGUGCGUAGGUCGGAAUUUAUCCUGGAAAUACUCGCGAAAAACAUUCCUAUAUUUCUGUUUGAAGUGGACUGCUUAUGGAUCAGAAACCCUCUUAAAAACCUCGAGAGUUACAGGGGUGUGGAUAUUGUUGCCAAUGCUGUGUCUGACAAACCCAAAGUCAUUGCUGGAGGAUUUCUGUAUAUACACCCAACAGGAGCUUCGAAACAGAUGUGGAGGACACUCACAAAGAGGCUGACAAAUCUAGGAAAAAAGAUAAAAAAUUCACCUGACACCAUGAUCAUUAGUGAGAUGGAAAAUGACCAGGUUUAUUUGUCUCAAUUGAUAUUUUCAAAACAAAGUGGAUUAAGGUAUAAGAUACUACCCACAGCAGAUUAUGCAGAUGGGAAAUGGUACACACUUUCAAAGGAACGGAGAAAUAAGUUAAACCCCUAUCUUAUAAACAACAAUUGGGUGAGAGGUAAUUCUGCCAAGAUCAAGCGCGCCAAGAAGUGGGGGCACUGGUUCCUGAAAGAUACAGAUAUAUGUGACAGGAAGAGGGUUCAGAAAAUUGUAGGCCCGCAGUGAGAUCAUGAUCAUCUAGUGUUCUGGAGCUUUGUUAAAGCUAGGGAGAGGGCUAAAAUAGGCUGUGUCUGCUGCCCAAUCCUAUUCAUUUUUUAAUAAAAUAUUGUUUAAGUUAAAUUUUUUUUAAAGCUAUGGU
Molecule: messenger RNA, 1131 nt
Organism: Ostrea edulis (European flat oyster)
Lineage: Eukaryota; Metazoa; Mollusca; Bivalvia; Ostreida; Ostreidae
Exons: 1
Coding region: 36-998 (320 amino acids)
Cellular component (GO): Golgi apparatus
Molecular function (GO): glycosyltransferase activity
Source: RefSeq, a predicted model, not a curated record